Molecule: messenger RNA, 2757 nt
Organism: Planococcus citri (citrus mealybug)
Lineage: Eukaryota; Metazoa; Arthropoda; Insecta; Hemiptera; Pseudococcidae
Product: ATP-dependent RNA helicase vasa-like
Exons: 14
Coding region: 163-2364 (733 amino acids)
Biological process (GO): cell differentiation; gamete generation
Cellular component (GO): P granule; nucleus
Molecular function (GO): RNA helicase activity; RNA binding; ATP binding
Source: RefSeq, a predicted model, not a curated record
CAAAAUUCUUCAAGGUGCCUGUUUCCAAUCCGAACAGCGUUGCGUUUGCGGUCUUUUCUUUUCUGUUUCGGCACUAUUGUGAAGUUUAAUCUGUUUAAUCUAAUGGCGUUUUCGGCCUUAUAAUUUAUUAAUUAUUGUUCCAUCCAAUAAUAGUUUCGCAAAAUGGCCGAUGAUUGGGAUCAAUAUGGCCCUUCCGGAGGUAACGAUGCCGGUGGAAAUGAUUUCUCUUCGUCUGGAGAUGUAGGUGGUGGAAAAUCGUUCGGUAAAGGCCGUGGUUUCCAGCCACAAGGUGUUGACAACGGAUCAGACUUUCGCAGUGGUCGUGGCGGACGCGGUGGCCGAGGAGGCCGUGGUGGUCGAGGUGGCGGCCGCUUCGACGACGAUAGAGGAGGCGGCGGCGGUGGUUACCGUGGAAAUCGAGAUCGUAACGGAGAUGAUAGUUGGGGAAAUUCUGGCGGCGGUGGUGGUUCAAGAAACGACAACUGGGGUUCGUCGGACAAUGAUGGUGAACGUCGUGUUGGCGGUGGAGGCCGUUUUGGCGGCGGUGGCCGCUCCAGGGAUGAUGAUAACGGAGGAGGUGGCGGAUACCGCAACCGUAGAAGAGAUGACGAUAACGGUGGUGGUGGUGGUGGUUGGGGAGGCGGCGGUGGUGGCCGCUCAAGAGAUAAUGACGACAACGGUGGUGGCGGAUGGGGAGGCGGCGGCGGCCGCUCAAGAGACAAUGACGAUAACGGUGGUGGUGGAUGGGGAGGUGGCGGUGGCCGCUCAAGAGACAAUGAUGACAACGGCGGCGGCUGGUCGAAUAAUAAUCGUGACGGAGGAGGACGGGGUGGACGUGGUGGAAGGGAUCGUGACGGUGGCCGGGGCAGAGAUAGAGAUAACGACAAUGGUGGUGGCGGAUUUGAUUCGAACGAUGGCGAAAAUGAAGGUGAAAAACGACCGCCCAUCUACGUUCCUAAAGAUAUAACAGAUGAGGAUAUUGAAGGCCAAGGUAUUGGUGUUGGAAUAAAUUUCAAAGAUUACGAUAACAUCAAAGUCAACGUAUCUGGUGAAAAUGCACCUAAUCCAAUUCAAUCAUUUGAGCAAUCCGGUCUUCGCUCGUUGAUUUUGGAUAAUUUGAAAUACUUCAAGUACUCGAAUCCUACUCCAGUACAAAAACACGCUAUUCCGAUUGUUCUUCAAAAACGCGAUUUAAUGGCCACUGCUCAGACUGGCUCCGGCAAAACCGCCGCUUUCUUGUUACCCAUCAUCGAUCAUCUUCUUCAAGAUUCUCAAAGUUCCUGUGUCGGUGGAGCCUCUUGCUCACCGAGAGCACUGAUAUUGAGUCCAACCCGUGAAUUAACCACUCAAAUUUAUAUGGAGGCUAAGAAAUUCGCCAGAGGUUCUUACCUCAAAGUAGCCCAGAUUUAUGGCGGUACCGCUGUAUCGUUUCAGUCGAAAAGAAUCUUGGAAGGAUGUGAUCUUCUAGUCGCUACUCCAGGAAGACUGGGUGAUUUCCUGAACAGAAGCUUCAUUAGUUUAUCAAAUCUUCGUUUCUUUGUGUUGGAUGAAGCCGAUCGUAUGCUCGACAUGGGUUUCAGAUCGGAAAUCGAAAAAUUUUUCAAUCACGAUUCUAUUUCCUCCAGAGAUCAACGGCAAACUUUGAUGUUUUCGGCAACUUUCUCUCAAGAAAUUCAAAAAAUGGCGUACACGUACUUGACCGAUUACGUAUUUUUAGCUGUCGGUAUUGUCGGUGGCGCUUGUAAAGACGUCGAGCAGACUUUCAUUCAAGCCGAACGUAGAGAAAAACAAAAAAAAUUACUCGAAUUGUUGAAGAACGAACGUGACCGCAGGGGUACAUUGGUCUUUGUCGAAACGAAAAGAACUGCCGAUUUUACUGCUUCGUACUUAUCCGAGCAAGAUUUUCCUACAACUAGCAUACACGGUGAUCGUUUCCAAGAACAGCGAGAAACUGCGUUAAGGGAAUUUAAAUCUGGAGCUAAAGAUAUUUUGGUUGCUACUUCUGUAGCCGCCCGUGGCUUAGAUAUUAAGGGAGUAAAACACGUUGUCAAUUUUGAUCUACCCAAAGAAAUUGACGAAUAUGUUCAUCGUAUUGGCCGAACGGGUCGUUUGGGUAAUAAAGGAAAAGCUACGUCGUUCUACGAUUCUUCCGGCGAUAGCCAAUUAGCCAGCUCCUUGGUUACUAUUUUAGAACAAGCUGGUCAACCCAUACCAGACUGGUUGAAGAACGACGCGACCGGAGCUAGCGGUUAUAGCCAAAACGAAUUCGGUGCCCACGAUUACCGUAGUAAACAACAAGGCGCUUUCCAAACGGGUGCCGAUCCUCAGGCCAUCGAAGCUGGUGCGGAGGAAGAAAAUUGGUAAAAAAAAUCAUUAGUUUCGUCAGGAAUUUCUCUUUUAUACGUUUAUAUUCAUUAACAAUAUCCUCUACGUAGAGUCAUUUAACUUAAGAUUGUUUCAUAAGUCUGUUUUUUUUUCUAGUUUUUUGUUUUCGUUAAGUUUACGUAUUAUUUUAAGUGGUGCCUUAAUUAUACGAAGCUGAACUUUCUCGGUGCUAAGGGACCUGAUGAAGUGAUAAUUUUUACUAAACGUUAAGACUUAUUUUUUACGACGACAAAGUUAUAGCCACAAAGAGAGGAAGAGUACAAUAUUACGAGUAGAUUGUGGCAUGAAUUUUUGUUAAAUGUUUUGAUCGUUUCGUUUAUAUUUAGAAUAUAUUUUGUUAAAUGAUUAUUUUGAUAUAAAAUUUAUAAAGAA